AUGCCGGAGCCCAAGGCGUCGCGCGGCAAGCUUGUCCGCCGCGCCUGCGACGCAUGCAAGAUCCGCAAGAUCAAAUGCUCAGAGACGCCGCCCUGCACCGCCUGCCUCGCCUCCGGCAUCGACUGUACGUUUCACGAGCGUCAGGGCACACGAGGCCCUCGAAAUCUGCGCAUCAAGACGAGACUGCGUAUCGCCCAGACCCAGCUCGGGUCACAUGCGCAACCGUUAGCUUCAGAUGUCCAGGCGUCCUCGGGAGCUCCGAUCGCAGACACGGGCUCGGCUGCUGGCUACAGCGACGACAGCGCCAGCCUGAGCGACCCUCCGCCAAACGUUCCACAGCCCCGGAUACCCGACCUCAUAAACUUUGUACAUCUUUAUGAGCAGCGUCUUUAUCCGGUCUGGCCCAUUGUCGAUACCACCGCCCUUGUCCAGGAGCUUAGUGCUCCAGGGCCGUGCGACCCGCGCAUCCUGCUGCUCGCCGAAGCCAUCCGUCUGGGUGCGAUUGCCCAGCUACGCCUACCCAAUUCGCCCGCCUCGCCUGUCCCAGGUAGCCACGAUGGCUGUGCAGAUCUCACGGCUCUUCGAACCUGCUUUUUCCGCCAUGUUUUCUACGAAAAUCUCCAGCCUGGCGGACCCAGGUCCCUCAUGCACUUGCGCGAGGCCUUGACCAUCGCCCAGAUCCUUCGUCUCGACCGUGAGUCCUCAUACGCGACGCUUCCCGAGCCUGAACAACAGAUGCGGAGGAGAAUUAUAUGGCUCCUGUUCGUCACAGAACGCGGUGUCGCCAUGCUGUAUGAGCUUCCCGUAGUCUUGCGACCCAGUACCUUCCUUCCUGCACCCCAUGGCGAGGUUCUUACAUCUUUUCUAAAGCUGGUCAACCUUUUUUGGUCUUUCCAGGCUUCAGGCAUCUUCGAUACGGGCAUCCUCCAGUCUGAUGCUGAUGUGCCAACCGUCUCAGCCGCACGUGACAGCCUCGAGCUACUCCAAGCGAGUCUCUCUCAGAUGCCCAUCGACACUACGGCCAGCAACGAUGUCCAACGCGCAGAUCUGUUCGUGACAGGGCAGUGGAUGCGCGCCGUCCUAUGGAGAGCGGCUUCGCGGAUCGGCAUGUCCAGUAAUGCCAUCACGGACCCAAUUCGUAUCGCUCGCGACCUGCUGUCUUUCGUGGCGCAAGUCCCUCAAGCUGCCAUCGACGCGCAUGGUGCCGCUAUCGAGUUCAAGACGUUUGAAAUCGCCUCGGCUGUUAUUGACUCCAUAGCACACAACAACCUCCCCGUCGUCUCUCUCGACGAGCCUGAGCAGGUUUUACAGGGCCUCCAGAGGAUGUUGUCCUCUUCUAGGGGCGGCAAUCGAGCGCUCCUGGCUUCUCUGUGGCUCAAGAUGGCAACAAUACAGCGAGCGGGUGUUCCCACCCCGCUUACAUUUUCGCCUCUGCCUCGGGUUGAGGAACUACCUGAAGAUGGUACCACCAGUCACUUGCCCCAGACAAACAAUUCCCAGUCAACCGGAGCGUCGGUGCAGGUCUCAGCGUGGACUGAUCUCGAGGAUCUGCUACAAAACGGCAUGCUCGGCAGGAUAUCGGGUAUUUCGACUCCGAGGGAUCGCGUGGGCGAGGCCACUACACUGCAGGGAAUGACAUGGCCUUUAUUCGACGCCAAUGUGCCACUCCGUACGCCAUCUCCCAUUACCAGAAUGAUCUUGGACCAGAUCCAAGGCGCUACAAACGAGGAACUAUCCCCAUUGUCGAAUAUGCCAUGGAAUGGUGUCAGUCCUUGA
Messenger RNA from Microdochium trichocladiopsis, 1776 nucleotides. RefSeq lists its product as uncharacterized. The record is from RefSeq and is a predicted model, not a curated record. NCBI's taxonomy places the organism in Eukaryota, Fungi, Ascomycota, Sordariomycetes, Xylariales, Microdochiaceae. The coding region runs from base 1 to 1776 and encodes 591 amino acids. The transcript has a single exon. Gene Ontology annotation, molecular function: zinc ion binding; DNA binding; DNA-binding transcription factor activity, RNA polymerase II-specific. Gene Ontology annotation, biological process: DNA-templated transcription; regulation of DNA-templated transcription.